UGUCAUCGUAUUCCGAUAAAGAACUGACUUUUCCUGAAGGAAAAUAAUUUCUCACUACAUCUACAUAAACCUACGUAUUUAUAACCAUGGAUUAAUAUAUCAUAACUAUUAUAGGUACUAAUCUGUGGCAUUUAUUUACUGUGUAAAACAAUGCAAAGUAAAUAAUCAAAAUAGUGGUACACAAUCGCUAGUAGUAUUAAGAAAUAGUGAUACAAAACAGAAACAAGAAAGCAUAAAAUGGAUAACGAAUUUAUAGAUAUAUCGACAAGUCUCAAACUACAACUGGGCUAUGGAAUUGGUCACAUACUUAAUGAUGUUUGUGCCAGUUUGUGGUUUACAUAUUUUCUAGUAUAUUUUAAACUAGUACUAGAGUUCAGUAAUGUGCAGUCUGGUACACUUAUGUUAGUAGGUCAAAUGGUUGAUGCUUUAGCCACUCCUUUUAUUGGUUAUCACUCGGAUCAUACAGACAAUUUCUGGAGUGCAAAAUAUGGAAGACGGAAGCUCUGGCAUUUGUUUGGUACAAUCUGUGUUGUGACCUCAUUUCCAUUUAUCUUUUCUGAAUGUGUUGGAUGUUCAUUGACACACAGAUGGGCUCAAAUGUACUAUUUUGCUGCUUUUAUUGUCAUAUUCCAAAUUGAAUGGGCAGCAGUGCAAAUUUCGCAUUUGAGCCUAAUACCUGAAUUAGCACAAGAUGACCACACAAGAACACACUUGACCGCUAUCAGAUAUGCAUUCACUGUGUUCUCUAAUUUGUUGGUGUACAUUGCUACGUGGAUAAUAUUGCAUAUUACAGGAGAAUGUGACAAAAAGCAAGUAGGGCCAUCUGACAGUUGGAAAUUCAGGCACAUAGUUUUUAUAGUUAUGGGUGUUGGCACUAUAGCCUCACUAUUGUUUCAUUUAAGUGUCAAAGAAACACAAAAUGCACGGAGUCGCCAGGUUUUAAUAGAUGCUGAAGAAAGCGGUGCUCACAACCUUUUCAUUCGUAAACCACUUUUAUAUCAGGUAGCCGGAGUUUAUAUGAGUACAAGGCUAGUAGUUAACUUAUCGCAGGUGCUCAUACCCUUAUAUCUUCACCUUACUUUAGGCCUAGCUGCGCGCGCUCUAGCUGCUAUACCACUCGCACUGUACAUUGGUAGUUUAACAGCAGCAGGAUUUCAGAGGUUGGCUCCGAGAUCAUUUUCAAGAAAAAUAAACUACUUUUUUGGUUCCACAUGUGCAAUGGCUGGUUUUGUAUGGAUAUAUUUUGGAUCAGAUCACAACUAUAAGGAGUAUUUCAUUUAUUUGGUCGCAUUAUUUAUAGGUUUUGGUGGUGCAGUUAUGUUAGUAACGAGUCUGGCGCUAACAGCAGACUUGAUAGGCGAAAGAACCGAGGCUUCUGCUUUUGUAUAUGGAUUAAUGAGUUUCAGUGACAAAUUGUCGUGUGGACUAGCCAUUGCUUUAGUGCAAACAUAUGCCGACGGAGCUGAAUCAACAUACUAUCGGAAUGCUUUGGUGUGGGUGUGCGGAGUUGCAACGAUAACCGGCCUCAUCUUUACAUUAUUAUUACCUAAAUUUCAAACAGAUGCCCUUGUUUUGAAUGAUGGUGCGGCAGACAGUAACACAGAAGAUGCGACGAGUGCACCAAUAGAUAAUAUAUGAAUGCAUUCCAAUAAAAUUAAUAUAA
Molecule: messenger RNA, 1663 nt
Organism: Bombyx mandarina (wild silkworm)
Lineage: Eukaryota; Metazoa; Arthropoda; Insecta; Lepidoptera; Bombycidae
Product: major facilitator superfamily domain-containing protein 12
Biological process (GO): carbohydrate transport
Cellular component (GO): plasma membrane
Molecular function (GO): symporter activity
Source: RefSeq, a predicted model, not a curated record